CACAUUUUAAAACAUUUGGUAAAAACUACGAAGCGUCGUGAAAACUAAACUGCCAAUAAGAAUACGUAGUAAUUAACAGUAUAUACAACUAGCGUGCAUACAAUCAAUAAGUUUGAAUACAAUGAGCUAAGCAACUAAGCGCCGUGCAACAUACACACACACAUUCAAACAAGCAGCCAUGUCGCAAAAUGAUGCCAAUGAUGUGGAUGUUCGUAGCACUGCCCACCUACUGCUUAGCAAUGCGCGCCCAGGCAGCAACUACACUCCAUACCAUAUGCCUUAUGACAUGUCUCGCCCGCAUUCCAUAAAUUUAUUUACGGAGGAGUUUCUGGGCGGCUAUAUGCAGGAUGGACGGAUGUCUGUGGUGCGACGUUUCUUUUGUUUGUUUGUAACAUUCGAUUUAUUGUUUGUAUCGCUGCUGUGGAUAAUUUGCAUAGUGAUCGGUGGAGAUAAUAUAUUUCAGGCGUUUCAGAAGCAAGUUGUGCAUUAUACCAUAUACACAUCUCUUUUCGAUGUUGUUGCCACAGCACUGGUGCGCUUUAUAGUGCUGACACUAUUUUAUGCCAUGUUGUAUAUAAAUCAUUGGUCCAUUAUAGCGCUAUCUACAAGCGCUUCAUGUUUAUUUCUCAUCUCUAAAGUGUUUUUGUAUGAUUGGGUGCAUUCUAAGCAGCAAGUAUUUGAAGUCAUACUUAUCAUAACGUCAUUUAUAUUAAGCUGGGGUGAAGCUUGGUUUCUGGAUUGUCGUGUUAUACCGCAAGAGCGACAUGCCCGUCGUUACUUUACAUCAGCUGUAAGCGCUAGUGAUCGCACACCCUUGGUGCAACCCACGCUAUUGACUGAUCAUCAGAGAGCACCACAAAGUGUUACAGACUUCUAUUCACCCCUGGAUACAGCGCAUCACUCUGACGAGGAGGAGGAAGAGGAUGAAGAGUAUAAUCAAAUGGGACUGGAUUGCCUGCGCAAAGCCUUUGAGCUUAUCGAGUGCACAGAUUGGAAGAUGGAAAAAGUAACUGCGAAGGGUGAUACAAUACAAAGCAUGCAGCGCGAGAAAAUAGGAAAAAUCUACAAGCUAACGGCACGUUUAAAAUAUGCGGCUAAGGCACUAAUGGAAGAGCUCUUCUAUCGCAUUGAAGAUGUGCCCAAAUGGAAUCCAGCGCUGCUGGAAUCCAAAAUAGUGCGCAAAAUCAAUUCAUAUACCGACAUUACCUAUCAAGUUUCCAUUGGUGGUGGCGGCGGCAUGGUGAAGAGUCGAGACUUUGUGAAUUUGCGCUGCUGUCGUUUGUUGUACAAUGGCAAAAUCUGCGAUGACGAUGAAGCAGCUAAACUUGCAAGCGAUGACGAUGAUGAUAAUAGCACACUUAACAGAUCCUGCGAAGGCAGCGUCACCAGCGUUACCACCUUGUCCGAUCCAGACACGCCACAAGGUGGCAGCGUAGGAAGUUGUCGUGCUCAGUUUCCACAGGCUGAAACAAAUAAAGCUGCUACAGUGCCAGGCACACCUUAUGAAACUUUGAGUAAAAGUCUUGGUGCCAAGGGCUUGGGCGUUGGUUUAAACUUUACUGACGAGCCACCGCCGCUGGAGGACGAGUUUGAGGAUGCGCAGGACAAGGUGCCAGAGCUACCAGCGCCAACUAAAGGCCAGACUAAAAAUAAAGUAUGGAUGAGUGCAGCUAUAAGUGUGGAAUAUGCAGCCGUGCCGCCUACAACAAAAUAUACAAGAGGCCAGAAUAUUGUGUCGGGUUUUGCAUUUCGUGAAAUUGUGGGCAAGUCGGAUAACUGCAUUGUCGAAUGGGUGCUUUGCCUGGACUUAAAAGGUUACAUACCACGCUAUGUGCUGGAUGCAGCUUUGACUUCAACCAUGGUGGAUUACAUGAGCUACCUGCGCAAGCAUGUGAACGAGCUGCGUCAACGUCGGAGGCGUUGAUGGUGCCUGGACUAUUGUACAGU
Drosophila busckii is the source of this 1947-nucleotide messenger RNA. RefSeq names its product steroidogenic acute regulatory protein-like (gene Start1). Lineage: Eukaryota; Metazoa; Arthropoda; Insecta; Diptera; Drosophilidae. Gene Ontology annotation, molecular function: lipid binding. The record is from RefSeq and is a predicted model, not a curated record. The transcript has 10 exons. Bases 179 to 1924 code for a protein of 581 amino acids.